GGCAAACCUCCGGCCCUGAAACCUCCCGGCCGAGAGCGCAUCCAAGCGUGCCACCGCCCGUUCCAAUCUCUGUAUCAGUUUCUCCUCCCUCAGUCUCCUCAGAUCUGUUUGUUACAAGGAGGGGAUUGUUCGAAUGGUUUGGAAUUUGCUUUUGGAUGAUCCCACGGUCCGAUUUUGUUUUUGGACGCCCAUUUUUAGCAUCGUGGUCUUUGGAUGAAUGAUUGUGUUUGUUUCUGUUUAUUGGAAACUUGGAAAUUUGGUGGAUGAUUCAUUGUUUUUUCCUCUUAAUUGUGUUCGUGCUUCCUAAUUGUAGCUGUAAAAUUUGGAUUUGAAAUUUGAAAUAAAUAAACAAAUGGGAAGUGAAGAGCCAAAAGAUCCAUUCAAAGGUGUGGAUUGGAAAGCUGUUGGAACUGAAUUGCAGAAAGACCCAAGUAGUAAACCGGUCAUAAAGAAGCGUCUUCCGAAGAAGAUGAGGGAAAUUCCAGACUACUACUUUCUUCCGCGGAGAUCACUUGCUUAUAACCUCGGCUUCUUUGGAGCUUGUAUUGCUGGUGGAAUUGGUGCUGGCAUGUUACUUGAGAUUUGGAUUAAUAAGAAGAUUAAAGAGGAUGGAGGUGUUAUAUGGGAGUUUGAUAAAUAAAGAUUUAGGGGAAAUUCAGAUAACCAUAGCGUUUAGGGUGUCCCUUUUGGUUGCCCCGCCAGUCCACCCCAACCCCAAAGGAAAAACUUCUCUCAUUUCUUUUAAGAAGUUUGUUUUAUAGGAAGGCUGAAAGAAGAUCUGAAACUGAGUUUUAAUCCAGCAGGUUGGUUAACAAACAUCUUGUAUUUUUCCUACUUUGCUAGGCUUGUGAUCAAGGUGCAUUAAGACCAAUUCUGUUUGGAGUAAGAACGUAUUGUCUAUUUGUGUUUAAAGAAGCUUUUUCGUAUAUUCCUCCGAAAUUCAAUUGGGAUCCAUUGCUGGUAGUGAUGAUAGCUCGCAUUGUUCUCUACUUGUUCUGCGAUGCUUCAUGAGUAGUAAUACUUAGGUGUUUUUACUAAAUUGUAAUGGAAUGUAUUUCGGAAAGGGGAAAGUUUUAGAAAGUAAAGAAAAUAAUUUUGUUUUAGUGUUUA
Morus notabilis is the source of this 1110-nucleotide messenger RNA. RefSeq lists its product as uncharacterized. NCBI's taxonomy places the organism in Eukaryota, Viridiplantae, Streptophyta, Magnoliopsida, Rosales, Moraceae. The transcript has 4 exons. The coding region runs from base 353 to 640 and encodes 95 amino acids. The record is from RefSeq and is a predicted model, not a curated record.